Messenger RNA from Brassica oleracea var. oleracea, 877 nucleotides. Its product is annotated as auxin-induced protein 15A. NCBI's taxonomy places the organism in Eukaryota, Viridiplantae, Streptophyta, Magnoliopsida, Brassicales, Brassicaceae. Bases 88 to 402 code for a protein of 104 amino acids. Gene Ontology annotation, biological process: response to auxin. The record is from RefSeq and is a predicted model, not a curated record. The transcript has a single exon.
UUUCAAACAUACCAAACUCUCUCUCUCUCUCUGUUCUCUCAUUUUCUCUCACUCUCUAUCAAAGUUAGGUUUCAAUAAGCUCAACUCAUGGCGAUAAAGAAGUCGAACAAAGUGGCAGCGUCUCAAGCAGCAACUAUAAAGAAACUCUUGAAGAGAUGCUCAAGUCUUGGAAAGAAGAAUCAAGGUAAUUGCUACUUCAGCGACGUACCGAAAGGUCACUUCCCGGUCUACGUCGGUCAACAAAGAAGUCGUUACGUGGUCCCAAUCGCAUGGCUAGCUCAUCCAGAGUUUCAGACACUCCUCCAACUAGCUGAGGAAGAGUUUGGGUUUGAGCACGAGAUGGGUCUCACUAUCCCUUGUGAUGAAGCCGUCUUUCAAUCACUCAUCUCCAUGUUCAGAUAGAACUCAAUCUCGAGAGAGACUGAUUUAACUCUCAAUUGGUAAACUCUCGAGAUUAUGAUCCCCUUAAUGGGUUUGAUCACAUUAUCACACUUUAGACUGGGAAGACAGAAACGUCAAACUCUAUUAUCAAGAAAAUCAAGAAACAAGGAAUAAUAAAUAUAUAAUAUAUAUUAUGGGAUUUAGGUUUUUUCUAUUCUCUUAAGAAGACGGAAGCAAAUGGUGGGCAUGGCGUCAAGCAUCGACUCAAGAUUUGUGACUAUGCCAAUGUAUCUAACAGUAGUUUAAUUAACCACUCUCUUCGAAUUUUUAUCUUUCCUAUGUAUUAUUUUCGGUGUCUUGUCUAUUUCGAAUAUUUUGUAUAUUGGGUGGGCGACUUUUCCCUCAAGUCAACGUGUAUUGUUGACCGUUGGUUCUUGAGAGGAAUAGCUAGUUUACUUGUAUUGUUUUGAAUCAAUAAAUUUUAUUUUCUUGUUUA